AUGUUUGAACGAACCGACUCGGUGCUAUUGUACUUUACCUAUGCCGCCCUUAUGACAGCGCUGAUAGUGUGCAGCGUCUUGUCACCGAUCCAGGUGCGAUCCGUUGGUGAGCGGAAACUAUGUGCCUAUGGUGUGGCAAUUGUGUACGACUUGCCACCCAGCACCUGGCCCGUGGCAUCGGACAGCCCCUCAGAAAUGAGUAGUAACUCAUCACAGCCCUUCGAGAUUGCGCGUGUUAGCUUGUCCCUGGCGCAGCUCCCCUCUUCGACACUGACACGCUGCAUGACUGCUUACCUUUUUUUUGCUGCAUUGUGCCUCCUCACGUGCGUUUCACUCCUCAUCUCCCUGGUUGUUCAGGUGCUGCCGGUGAAGCACGACCGCGCUGUCAUCGUUGUUACACGGGUAUUCACCGUGCUCGUGCCUCUCGCUGCAGUUUUAUGCUUUGCUAUGGCAGCCGUUCUCGGGCUCCAGGCAGGUUUAUAUCACCACGUGGCAGCAGGGUACUACUCUGACACGGGGAGUGACAACCUCGUUAGCAAGCUGCGCUCCGGGUUCUUUUCCUCCGUCGCGGCGGCGAUCCUCGGAGUCUCGGUAGCUCUGCUGUCUCCUGUGCUCAGCAAGUGGUGA
Leishmania braziliensis MHOM/BR/75/M2904 is the source of this 627-nucleotide messenger RNA. RefSeq lists its product as hypothetical. The record is from RefSeq and is a predicted model, not a curated record. Lineage: Eukaryota; Euglenozoa; Kinetoplastea; Trypanosomatida; Trypanosomatidae. The transcript has a single exon. Bases 1 to 627 code for a protein of 208 amino acids.